This is a messenger RNA of Synchiropus splendidus (mandarinfish), 2418 nucleotides long. It is a transcript of the gene snx7, whose product is annotated as sorting nexin 7. The transcript is spliced from 9 exons. Gene Ontology annotation, molecular function: phosphatidylinositol binding. NCBI's taxonomy places the organism in Eukaryota, Metazoa, Chordata, Actinopteri, Syngnathiformes, Callionymidae. The record is from RefSeq and is a predicted model, not a curated record. Bases 63 to 1295 code for a protein of 410 amino acids.
AGUUGUACAGGAACUUUUCCUCUUCCAUGUCACCAGCACUUUACUGAAAAGUCAGACGGGAGAUGAGCGAACAGCCGGUACAGGCGGACUUCCCCCCCGAACACAUGCUGGACCUGGACGAGGACGAAGACUUGGAAGUGUUUAGUCAGAAUAUGUCUCUGGCGGAUGGAGGCCCAAUGCCCAACUCCCCUGGCUCCAUGGUCAACCAUUACCAGCUGGAGGAAGAGGCCCCUGUCGGAGGGAAGGACCUCUUCAUCACCGUGGACAACCCAGAGAGCCAUGUCACCGCCAUCGAGACCUUUAUCACGUACCGAGUCUUGACCCAGACCACCAGGAGUGAGUUUGACUCCAGCGAGUACCAGAUCCGCCGACGAUACCAAGACUUUCUGUGGCUACGAAGCAAACUGGAAGAAAGCCAUCCAACACUCAUUAUCCACCCUCUCCCUGAGAAGUUUGUGAUGAAGGGGAUGGUGGAGCGCUUCAAUGAGGACUUCAUCCAGACCAGGAAGAAAGCCCUGCAUCGCUUUCUCAACAAGAUCGCUGAGCAUCCCAUCCUGUCCAGCAGCAGUCACUUGAAGGUCUUUCUCACUGCAGAGGACUUGAUGCCUCACAGAAAACAGGGACCUGGCUUCCUCAGCAGAAUGGGAGAGACAGUGAGAGCGGUGGCUAACUCAGUGAGGGGGGUCAAGAGUCGGCCGGAGGAGUUCACCGCCAUGCAGGAGUACGUGGAGGACUUCGGGAACAAGGUCGCCUCUGUGGACCGGGUCACUCAGAGGAUCAUCAAGGAACAAAAAGAGUAUCUGGAUGAGCUGCAGCAGUACAGCAACACCUACACUCACUGGGCCGGGACGGAGGAGCUGCUGAAAGAGCCGCUGAAGGGCGUCGCCAGUUGCAUAGAGGAGUGCGGCAAGGAGACAAAAGAGCAGAUCCAUCACUUGACCGAUGUCCUGAUUCCCACCCUCCAUGAGUAUGCUCUCUGCACUGAGACACUGAAGGCUGUGAUGAGACGACGAGACAACAUCCAAGCCGAGUUCGAGACAAAGAACGAAGCCCUGGCGUCCAGAAAAGUGGACCAGGAAGCACUGCAGCAGGAGGUGGACUGCCUGGCGGACCGGGUGGAACUGGCCAACAACGCGCUCCGAGGAGACUGGACUCGCUGGCAGAACAGCAUGCGGUCUGAGCUGAAGUCGGCCUUCGUCUCCACCGCCGAGAAGAACGUGGACUACUACGAGAAGUGCUUGGCGGUGUGGGAGACCUUCCUCAUGUCUCAGAGGUCGGAGCCCGGCAAGCAGUAGGUGCAGGGCCCUGUGAGUCCAGGUCCAUCUUCGCCUGUCUUCCAUGAAAACCAAGCACUUGUUCCUUCUUUUUAAGUCUCUGACCAAAACUGCCAGGUCAUUCCAGAGAUGCUUGAAAUCAGCGGCCUGUGUGUGUGCACGUGUGUGUGUGUGUGUGCGCGCGCACAAGUGUGUGAGCUGAGGUGUGUUUAUGUAAAAUAACAGAGAGAGAAGCCAAAUGUUUCAGAGUCCAAGAAAGUCAAUGAAAGCCAGCGUCACGGGAGCGGAAACGCGGUGCUACUCAUGUGCUAACUGUGUAUUAGCAACAUGCUAACCAAACAUGAAGCUGCUAACGCGGACGAAAAGCAAAAUGGUGGAUUUUGAAAAACGUUCUGGCUUUGUUGGCUAGCAUGACAGAUUGCUACACCUCACAGUAAUCGAGAAAUACAGUUCACUGUGUCAAGUGACGGUCGCUAAAAAACAAAAAAGUGCCUGCAACUUUAAGCAUGCUAACUGAUUAGCAUGACGUUUAGCUACUCCCGAUGUAGCGUUUGGGAUGUCUAGAAUAUAUAAAGUGUAAAAGUUUGUGCCGCUAUUCUUUAAUAGCAUCUGCAAGUGUUAGCAGUGUCAUUUCUAGUUAGCAUGUUGCUCUUGAGACCAGCAGUUGCAGAUACAUCCCUAAGAAGUGCCAAAAACUACAAAAGAAGCCAUAACAUUAUGACCAUCUGAUCCAUUCGCCAAGGGAGGUGGUCGUAAUGUAAUGGCUCACACUAACAUGGUCAUCGUGUGCACAAUGUGCCUGUGAUGGAGGACCAAAGAAUGCCACGGCCGACCCCCCGAAACUUCCAAGCAGUCCUCCCAGCGUCUCAGCCGCCGCCUGGUUACGUAACUCUGCAGCAGAUGUGGGGUUUAUCAAAUUAGCCGCGGGAAACGGUGAGGAUGAUGAUGUAUGACUGCGGUUUCCAUGGCGACCAUCACGAGAGCCGGAGCGCCUGCUCAGCUGCGACCUUGAGUCUGCCGACUGAAGUUUACACAUGUGAUGAGCUGCAGUGAUUUCUGACAUCACACUCUCUUUUCGCUUGUUAUUCUCAACUGUAAAAGGAAAAAGUCAAAAUUGUGCUUUUUUUUUUUUAUGUAAUAAAGA